Messenger RNA from Populus trichocarpa (black cottonwood), 3338 nucleotides. Its product is annotated as disease resistance protein RUN1. NCBI's taxonomy places the organism in Eukaryota, Viridiplantae, Streptophyta, Magnoliopsida, Malpighiales, Salicaceae. Gene Ontology annotation, molecular function: ADP binding. The coding region runs from base 195 to 3338 and encodes 1047 amino acids. Gene Ontology annotation, biological process: signal transduction; defense response. The record is from RefSeq and is a predicted model, not a curated record. The transcript is spliced from 7 exons.
CGUAAGAAGUCAUCCACGAAAAUUAUUUUUAUGUUUUUGCACUUUGUGCCGGCAUCCUCACGCAGUAGCGUACCAUAGACAUAGCUUAGAGCAGAAUACUAUUGAUCAACUGAUACAGAACUGAAGCCACAACUUAGAGAUAAGGGAAAGAGAAACUUUCAGAUCUUCGAAGAUUUUCUUUCUCUGUAUUUGGAAUGGCUGCUGCGAAAUAUCAAGCAUCCUCAUCUUCACGGUUUUCUCAUUGUAAAUAUCGAGUGUUCUUGAGUUUCAGAGGCGAAGACACUCGCAAGAAUUUUACUGAUCACCUCUACACAGCCCUUGUUCAAGCAGGGAUUCACACAUUUAGAGAUGAUGAUGAAAUUGGCAGAGGAGAGAAUAUCGAAUCGGAGCUCCAGAAGGCAAUACAACAAUCAAAAAUUGCGAUAAUCGUAUUCUCCAAAGACUAUGCUUCUUCGAGGUGGUGCCUUGAUGAAAUUGUAAUGAUCAUGGAACGCAGGAGGACCGCUGACUGCAGAGUUUUGCCGGUAUUCUAUGAUGUGGAUCCAUCCCAAGUCAGAAAGCAAACAGGGAGCUUCGCCGCAGCAUUUGUUGAGCAUGAAAAGCACUUCAAGGAGGAGAUGGAGAGGGUGAACGGGUGGAGGAUUGCUUUGAAGGAAGUGGCCGAUUUAGCUGGAAUGGUUUUAGGAGAUGGAUACGAGGCACUGCUUGUCCAAUGUAUUGUGGCGAAGGUCUCAAAGAACUUGGAUCGAAAAAUAUUUCAUGUACCCCUUCAUUUCAUUGGAAGAGAUCCUCUAGUAAAUUAUAUCAACUCAUGGUUGCAAGAUGAGUCCCAUGAUGUUGCCACUGCUAUGCUCUACGGAAUUGGUGGAGUUGGGAAGACAGCUAUAGCAAAGAGUGUUUUUAAUCAGAACUUUCGUAAAUUUGAAUGCAGGAGCUAUCUAUCAAAUGUUAGAGAAAUCUCAAAAGAAUCCAAAGGUGUAGUUUGCCUACAGAGGCAACUUCUUUCUGAUAUCCUAAACCAAACUGUUGAUGAGAUACAUGAUGUUGAUGAAGGAAUUUUAAAGAUUAAGGAUGCCUUGUGUUGCAGAAGAACUCUUAUUGUUCUUGAUGAUGUGGACAAUAGGGACCAAUUCAAUGCAAUCAUAGGCAUGCAAGAAUGGCUUUGUCAAGGAUGUAAAAUCAUUGUAACAACUAGAAAUAAGGGUCUAAUUGCAGCUCAAGAUGAGUUUGUCAAGUGCAAAGUUGAACCUCUAGACAACAAAAAAUCACUCGAGCUUUUCAGUUGGCAUGCCUUUGGACAAGCUUACCCUGUUGAAGGUUUUGUGGAGGACUCUUGGAGAAUAGUGCAUCAUUGUAAUGGACUUCCAUUAGCCCUUCGUGUUAUUGGUUCUUCAUUGUCAGGGAAAGGAAGAAAAUUAUGGGGAAGCGCAUUACAGGAAUUGGCAGUGAUUCCUAAUUGUGAAGUUCAAAAUGUUCUUGAAAUAAGUUACCACUCUCUAGAUGAUGAUUAUCAAAAAAACAUAUUCCUUGAUAUUGCUUGUUUCUUCAAUGGAAUGGAUGUGGAUUAUGCAGUUACGAUACUAGAUGGGCUUGGUAUAGGUGCAAGAUUUAGGAUUGACAAACUUAUCGAUAGAUGCCUUGUUGAAAUCAACAAUGAUAAAAGGUUGUGGAUGCAUCAGCUCGUAAGAGAUAUGGGAAGGGAAAUUGCUCGACAAGAAUCACCCAAAUGUCAAAGAACAUGGCAUCACGAGGAUGCUUUUAGAGUAUUGAAUGGAACUACCGAUGCUGAAAAAUUGUGUGGCCUUACCAUUGAUAUGCAUGCAUUAAUGGAAGAUGAUUAUGCAGAAGUUGCUUGUACCAGUUCAAUGUUUCUUCCAAAAUUAAAAAUUCUUGAUCUCCGUCACUCUCAUGAUCUCAUUAGAACCCCAGACUUCUCAGGUCUCCUAGGCCUUGAAAAGUUAAUACUCGAAGACUGCAUCCGUUUGGUUCAAAUUCACGAAUCUAUUGGUGAUUUACAAAGACUGUUGAUCUUAAAUCUAAGAAAUUGUAUAAGUCUUAUGGAGCUUCCAGAAGAAAUGUGUAGAUUGAAUUCACUUCAAGAGCUGGUUUUAGAUUGUUGCUCAAAUCUUGACAGGCUGAUGAAUAUGGUGUUAGAGCAUCAUCAGGAGCGCAGCUUGCUUCAAAGUGAUGGAAUUGUUGCAAGUACAUCAUACAUUACAUCUCUUCCAUUGAAGCUAUUGUUUCCCUCUAGGUUUUCAGCGAGGAAAAUGUUGAGAUUUACCUCGUUUUCACUGCCACGCUCCUUGGAGAGACUAGAUUUAAGUGGAACUCCAAUUCGUUUUCUUCCAGAAAGCAUCAAGGAUCUUGGUCUACUCAGAGGCAUAUAUUUAAGAAAUUGCAAAAUGCUUGAGGCACUCCCAGAGCUUCCAUCCCAUUUGAUUUUGUUAGAUGUGUCCUUUUGCAAUUCACUGCAAAGACUUGCAAAUCUAGUUGCUAACACUAAAGCAGAUGGUUGUGAUCAAUUAGUCGAGUUCCAAGAUCGGAUGAAGCAAGAAUUAAUCCAAAAGUUUGACUCACACAUGUUCAGAAUUAUGGAAACGAUAGCAUUUAUAGAUGGCACAUUCAGCGUUGUCAUAUAUGUAUUUGAUGAAGAUGAGAAGUCGAGGUGGUUUUAUGAGGAUAAAUGGCUAAUUCAAAAUGAGUUUGUAGAUAACUUUUCAUUCAAAAUAUCCUCACCUCCUCCUGCGCACCGGAUAUGUGGCUUUACUCUGUUCACAAGGUUUUGUAUGACGUCAGAGUACACUCUCUUAGAUCCUUUUUAUAUUAUAAUCAGAAACAAUACCAGUGGUCGAUACUUGCGUUGUCAAGCCUAUCUCCUCCCUGUGAGUUACAAGCAUGGUGUUCGUGAAUUCCAAUCGUUUAUGCACAGGAAAUUAGGGGGCGAUGAUCCUACAUUUGAUAAUGGUGAUGAAGUGAGUAUUUCAGUGCGUCGAAAAAAACCAGCUAUCCAAAUAAGGACGAUUGGAGUACAAUGGUUGCAUGAAGAGGAAGGAAAGGAUGAUGACAUCCAAUCAAAGGAUGAAGUUAUCAAUGCCCACAACAGUAGCGAUGAUGCAGCACACCUAUUGGAAAUUUGGGGGCAUUCGAUAAUGGUGAUGGAUUCAGUGUUUCCAGAUGGUCCAGUUGUACAAAUAAAGAGGGUUGGUGUGCGAAUGUUGCAUGAAGAGGAAGGAACUGAUGAUAAUAGCAGCUCAUCAAACAGUGAAGUUAACACAGCCUACAACAGUAGUGAUGAUGUACCUGUAGCAAAAGCAGAAAUAGCUUCUCUUAAUUUAUAA